ACCCAAUGCACGCCGACGAGAUACGAGCCGGCCUGUUGCUUAUUUACCCUUCCAGGAACAUGAUCGACGGCGGUUUCUCCACUGUCUUGGAGCUGUCAGUCUCUCCUUUCUGACUCAGCGGUCUUCGAGGGAUGUUUUGGUGGUUCGUUGGAUGGGUUCAGCUGGCGAGAUGAUGCUGUGGCAUGUUGUUUGUCGUUGUCGUGGACUGGUGCUGGAACGUGUCUCAUCCUUUUGGGGAUGAGGUUAUUUAUGGAUCAUGGAGGGAGAUGCAGAGACACACAGAGAGGAUUAGGGACGUCUCGAAAGGUAUAAAUAUGAGGAUGGUGCCGGUCAAUUGAUCUAUUCCAUCUAGAAAUCUAGCAAUCGCAUCCACUCCAUCCCAAAGCACAAUCCAACUUCAUUCUCACACCCUUUCUUUCUCUUGCAAACUCCAAGUCCAUCAACCACCAUCACCAUGAAAUUCUCCGCCCUUGCUCUCCUCCUGGCCGCCGGCUCUGCCAUCGCGGCCCCAACCACCGCCGCCAAACGCGCCAGCGCGCUCAAAAUCACCGACUUCUGGGCCAACGCCUCCCGCGCCAGCGGCACCACGAACAUGCACAUGGUCCUGACGGAUCCCAACUACCCCGACGACACCCCGACUGACUGCAACGUGAUCUGGGGCUUCGGCAAAUCUCCCGACGAGAACGCCCGCUGCAUCGGCGGCAACUACUACAUCCGCUUUCCCGACGGAGGUGCAGACAUCAGUCAGUGGAGCAUUGAGCUGGAGCGUGUUGACGGCCCUAUCCCUGUCAAGGCCCGAUUUGCGCUGAAUGACGAGGUCGAGGGGUCGAAGUGGAAGUGUGGACCUACUGAGAACCCUGGGGUGACGGAGCGGUGCAACUAUGAGGGGGUGUUGGAGGUUCCGGUUUAGAGUGUUAUAGUGUUGGAGUUGCUUUGCUUGUUUUGCUUGUUAUGCUUUGUUUGGGGGUGUGUUGGCAGGGGGUGCUGUUGUUGCUGCUCUAGUUCGUUAGUUGUGGUA
Molecule: messenger RNA, 1018 nt
Organism: Aspergillus steynii IBT 23096
Lineage: Eukaryota; Fungi; Ascomycota; Eurotiomycetes; Eurotiales; Aspergillaceae
Exons: 2
Coding region: 455-910 (151 amino acids)
Source: RefSeq, a predicted model, not a curated record